Molecule: messenger RNA, 1427 nt
Organism: Panonychus citri (citrus red mite)
Lineage: Eukaryota; Metazoa; Arthropoda; Arachnida; Trombidiformes; Tetranychidae
Product: sesquipedalian-1-like
Exons: 2
Coding region: 698-1390 (230 amino acids)
Biological process (GO): endosome organization; retrograde transport, endosome to Golgi; receptor recycling
Cellular component (GO): trans-Golgi network; early endosome; recycling endosome
Source: RefSeq, a predicted model, not a curated record
UGUUUGCUUUUCCAAAUGGUUGAAAAUUAUUUUCCUUAUUGAUUAUUGUUUUUAAUUGUUAUUCAUUUUCUCAGAUUAAAUCAACACUUUUCCAUCACAAUUAUCAUCUUUCUACCUGUGAGAGUGAUUCAACUGCAUGGUUAUGGUUAUACUUGAUUCAGCUGAGAGGUGAUUUCAAGUUGAUUAGGGUUACCUCUCAGCAGAUCAAUGUUAUUAUUGAUUUACACAUUUACUAUUAACCAUUUGGAGUUUAGAUUUUAUUUAUUAUAAUUAAUUGUAAUCUUCCCUUUGUAACAAUUAUCUGGUCAUCAUUUGUAAUCUCUCCAGCUCUUCUCAUCUUUACAAUAUUAUCAUAAUUAUAUAUUUACUCAGGUUUUCCAUCAAUUGCAGCUUUGUUGUUGUUUUCAAUGUUUUUCCAUUAAUUCAUCUCACUGAUUAUUCCUGGUUUACAUUUUGAUUACUUGGAAUUACUUAUCCAUUAAAGCCUCAUUUCUGGUUAAUUGUUUCAAUCAAAUUGGUUUUUUCUUUCUUUCUCUCUCUCUCUCUCUCUCUCUCUCUCUCUCUCUCUCUCUCUCUCUCUCUCUCUGUUGUCGAUCACGUUACACCCAUCAGAUUGUCAAGAUAAUCUCUGGUUCUCUCACGUCAAUCAAUUUAAUUCCAUCGGUUUGCAUUGGAUGAUACAAUAGAAAAUCAAAGGAUGAAGAUUAACGAGAAAACUUUAAUUCGUUAUAGUACAAGUAAUAUGGUUCCGGCCGAUGUUGAGGGCUAUCUUUAUAAAAGAGGUGAAGUGAAUCGUAACUUCCAGAAAAGAUGGUGCAUAUUAAAGGGAAAUUGUUUAUUCUAUUUUGAGAAAAAGAACGAUAAAGAACCUCUUGGAUGUAUUCUACUUGAAGGAUCUCGAAUAGAUAUUGAUGACAGUGAGGCUGAUUUGUUUGCCUUUAAAUUGGUUUUCGCUGAUUGUCGUGAUUACAUUUUUGCCACCGAUAAUUCUGAUAGCCAAGAGAAAUGGAUGAAAUGUUUAUCUCAGGCUUCCUAUUCCUAUCUUAAAAUGGUUGUCGCUGAAUUACAGAGGCAACUUGAUGAGAUUAAUUUAGCUGAGAGAAGACGAAUUAAUGAAACUCGAGAGGAAGGAUCAAAUAACGAUCGACCUCAACGGUCCAAUCCGUUCAAUUCAUCACGCGAAGAUCUAAUUGAUUUAGAGGAAACCAAUACCAACAAUCAAGGGAAAUCAUUAUUAUUCUCAAGGAGACCCUUCAUUGAGAUUCAUCAAUAUUAUGGUUUACAAUUUAGAGGAUAUUUCCAGUCAAUCAAAGAAAAAGUGAUCAAUGAAUCAGAACAAUUUAAUAGUAACAAGUCGACACCAAGAUGUGAGGUGGAUCUCCUUUCAUAGGAAUUUUCAAUCAAAUUCUAUCAAUUCAAAUGACCAA